Molecule: messenger RNA, 5476 nt
Organism: Pipra filicauda (Wire-tailed manakin)
Lineage: Eukaryota; Metazoa; Chordata; Aves; Passeriformes; Pipridae
Product: vacuolar protein sorting-associated protein 13A-like
Exons: 23
Coding region: 1-2532 (843 amino acids)
Biological process (GO): autophagy; protein retention in Golgi apparatus; protein targeting to vacuole
Cellular component (GO): extrinsic component of membrane
Source: RefSeq, a predicted model, not a curated record
AUGAAUGAGAAAGUUGAGUGGACGCAUUGCAUUCCUUUUUGGCCUGAAAAUGAUGCCAACAAACUGCUUGUUAGAGUUGAAAAUUCUGAUCUCCCCCCAAAGAAGAUAAAUUUUGAUCAGCAAGAAAACUGUCUCCUACUGCAUUUAGACAACAAGCUUGGAGGAAUUACAGUGGAUGUUAACCUGACUGAACAUUCUACAGUGAUUACCUUUUCUGAUUACCAUGAUGGCGCAGCUCCAUUUCUGUUGAUAAACCAUACUAACGACGAAAUUAUUGAGUAUGGACAAAGCUCCCUUAGUGAAUUGGAAGACUGCCUUCAGCCCAAUAAGGCAGUACUGUAUACUUGGGCAGACCCAGCAGGAUCUAGGAAAUUGACAUGGAAAUGUGGAAAUAGAACCGAGGAAAUUUCUCCAAAAGAGGACAAAAUGGAAAUACUCAGAGUGGAUUGCAGAAAAGCUGUCUAUUUAAUGUCAUUUUAUGAAGGUUUGCAGCGUAUUGUCCUGAUCACUGAAGAUGAGAAUGUGUUUAAAUUGACAUAUGAAAGUGUAAAAGCAGAACUAGCAGAACAAGAAAUUAUUCUGUCUUUGCAAGAUGUUGGAAUUUCACUGGUUGAUAAUUACUUAAAACAAGAGGUGUCCUACAUUGGAAUUACAAGUUCUGAUGUGGUUUGGGAGACAAAACCGAAGAAGAAGUCAAGGUGGAGACCAAUGAGUGUUAAGCAAAUUGAAAAAUUAGAACAAGAAUUCAAAGACUACAGUGAGCUGAGUCCUUCAGAAAAUAAGAUUAUUGAGUUGGAAUCAAAUGUUUUGGUAUGUUUAACUCCUAAUGGAAUGGACAUGAAAAUUCAACAACCAAAUGAAAUUCCUAUCAGAAGGAAUUAUCUGCCAGCUUUAAAAGUGGAAUACAGUUCGUCUGCACAUCAGAAGUCUUUCAGAAUUCAAAUUUACAGGAUACAGAUACAAAACCAGAUUCCUGGAGCCAUAUUUCCCUUUGUGUUCUAUCCUAUUAAACCUCCAAAGUCCAUCACCUUGGAUUCAGCACCAAAACCAUUUACUGACGUCAGUAUUGUCAUGAGAACUGCAGGACAUUCACAAAUAUCUCAUAUUAAGUAUUUUAAGGUCCUGAUUCAAGAGAUGGAUCUCAGAUUAGAUCUCGGCUUCCUGUAUGCACUUGUUGCGUUGUUUACACGGACUGAUUUGCCAAGUGACCCAGAGAUACAACAUUUCAAAAAGGAUGUUGAAUGUCUUCAAGAAGAACUGAUGAGUGUGUCAUCAAUGGAUACAUCACAAAUCAGCUUGUAUGAAUACUUUCAUAUCUCUCCAAUUAAGUUACACUUAAGCUUUUCACUCAGUACGGGUGGAGAAGAUAGUAAUAAAGAAGAAGGAAAGAAUGAACUGAUACCACUUCAGUCCUUGAAUCUCCUGCUGAAGAGUAUAGGGGCCACCCUCACAGAUGUACAAGAUAUUGUUUUUAAGUUGUCGUUCUUUGAACUCAGAUAUCACUUCUGUACUACACAACAGCUCCAAUCAGCAGUUGUAAAACAUUAUUCGAAACAGGCUAUUAAACAGAUGUAUGUUCUUAUUCUUGGCCUUGAUGUCUUGGGUAAUCCCUUCGGAUUCAUAAGAGGCUUGUCUGAAGGAGUAGAAGCAUUCUUCUAUGAACCAUACCAGGGAGCCAUCCAGGGUCCUGAGGAAUUUAUAGAAGGAAUGGCACUAGGACUUAAAGCACUAGUAGGGGGAGCUGUUGGUGGAUUAGCAGGUGCUGCCUCAAGAAUCACAGGUGCUAUGGCAAAAGGAGUAGCUGCAAUAACCAUGGAUGAGGAUUACCAGCAAAAAAGGAGAGAAGCUAUGAAUAAACAGCCCACUGGUCUGAGAGAGGGUAUCACUCGUGGUGGAAAAGGAUUAGUUUCUGGUUUUGUCAGUGGCAUAACAGGAAUAGUUACAAAACCAAUAAGAGGAGCUCAGGAAGAAGGAGCAGCUGGUUUUUUCAAAGGUGUCGGAAAAGGCUUAGUGGGAGCAGUAGCUAGGCCUACUGGUGGAAUCAUAGACAUGGCAAGCAGCACAUUUCAGGGUAUUAAAAAAGUUGCAGAUUCAUCAGAUGAUGUGAUAAGCCUGCGCCCACCUCGCUUCUUUGGUGAAGAUGGAGUUAUUAGACCUUACAGAUUAAGAGAUGGAACUGGAAGUCAAAUGUUACAGACAAUUGAAAAUGGAAGAUUUGCAAAACUCAGAUAUAUUGCACAUGCUAUGGUCAACAGUACAGAUCUGUUAAUGGUAACCAAAAGUGGCGUGUUAUUUGUGACAAAAGGGACAUUUGGACAGCUGAUAUGUGAAUGGCAAUACACUUACGAUGAAUUUACCAAAGAACCAUUCAUUGUUGAUGGUCGAAGAUUGCGCAUUGAAGCCAAGGAACGAGUUAAGUCAGUGUUCCAUGCCAAAGAAUUUGGAAAAAUUAUUAAUUUUAGAAGUCCAGAGGAUGCUAAGUGGAUCCUUUCUAAACUGGAAGAAGUGAGAGAGAAUCAACCAAAAUUGUAAUGAAUGGAAAAACACCAAGAUAUGAAGAACGGCUACCUUUUAAUUCCUCUUUAAAAAGCAGAACUAUUUGAAUAUCAGCAACAAAAACAAAAACAAGAAGGAAGGAAUAUUUAUCGAAUUGUUUGUUAUGGUCACAACAGUCUAUGGCUAUAUCACAGAACUAGAUGAUGUUAAGUUAAAAAAAUACCUAAUGAUGAAAAGAUUUUGCCAAGUUUGGGCUUGGUUUUCCAGCUUUUUUUAAGAUAAGAUUCCAAAUUUCAUUUUUUUAUAUAAGCAGCAUAAAGUGAAUUAGUCUUAACAUUUGAUAUUGAAAUUGAACUCUGGAAUAAUUCUUAUGAUACUAUUCAGAGCAAAUGUUUCAGUUUUGAUUCUGAAAAUCAAUACUUAAUUUAUGUCUUGGGGCUGUUUUGAAAUACAAAUUUCUUUCUCAAAGGAAAUGUUAUUCAUUAGUGUUACAACCCAAAAUAUAGGAAGGAGGCUACUGAUCAAAGAAGUUGAAUUUAGGUGAUCACAGGAGGGGCUGCUUAUUUGACAAUAUUAUUUUCUUUUUGCAAAUGAAUGGACCAGGUCAUGAUUGAUUUACAACACAGUACUGCUUUUAGUGUAAACUUUUUUAUAUUCUAGCUAAGGCAAUGUUGCAGCACCUCUGUACUCACAGAAAAUAUAACAGUUUACAAAAAUGUGUAGUGGGGAGAAUUAAUAUUUCUCUGCACUAAAAAAUAAUCAUAAAAGCCUAUUAUUUUAAAUAGAAGUUACUUACAGUCUUGCAAAUCAAGGAGGAGUUGAUGGGGUUAUAAGUGCACUGUUGCAUACCAAAAAUAAAUGCCUUGAACUACGCAAUAUUGUGUGCUAAGCAAGUGACUAAUGAAGUCAGAUUUAUAUUAAAUAAUAAAUAUAAUAUGUCACAGUUGCUUAUAUCAACUUUUCUUACCCAAUGAAACUGUUUUGUUUUGUACCCAGACAGCAGAAUUUUGAUAGUUUGAAUGUCUGCAAUUCUAUUUGUUUCUUAGAUGUAGUAGUCAUAGUGUUGUUGAAUGGCUAUUUACUGCAGUUGAUAUAGAAAGUACAUGAAGCAGUACAGUGUUACAUGAAGGCUUCCAUGAAUUCCAAUAUCAAAGUCUGCAAAACAUCUGGUAUGUAUAGAAAGUACCUGCUGCCAAAGUAUGAUUUCUAAACAAUAGUUUACAAUAUUUAUAGCUACAGGAUAGAAUUCUGAAGCUUGAGAUAUCCAAAUGGUUCCAUUAUUGUAAAAUCUUAAACAACUAGCAUGCUAACCUAUAGUUGCAGAUCUUUAAUGUACUGUAAGUCUUGCCACUGGUGUUGAGUAACCAUUUAGUGGGUUACAAAAUACAUGUAAUCUUGCAAUUUUCCCUGUAAAUUGAAACAAAAUAAGAUAAUUCCAAAAUAUUACAAUGAUUGUGUUACUCCACUUGUUUGUACACCAAGCACGUACCAAGAGUAUGAACUCAGGUUAUCAUGCCAAACUUAUGUACUUUGCCUUAGAUAAGUAGUGUUCUUAAAUGCCCUGAGUACCAUUCUCUAUCUGUCAUUUGUUUAUAAUCUGUCAUUUUCAUCUUAUAUAUGAUUGUUCAAUUAACAGCCUCAUUAUUUUCUUGAUUAGUUUGUGGUCUCUUCCCUAUCCCCAGCAUUUACAGAGUCGAGCCUGCGCAGUGGAUUUUUUAGGUGAGACGCAGUGUGCAUGGAACUGGGCCCACCCUUUAAUCCUGAGGUUCAUCUGCCAGGGCCGAGCGAGCUUGGACGGUGGCAGCGAGGUCCUCAUGAUGUAGGGUUAAUUAGAGUGACCUUCUCUUAGAUGGAUGGCCCUACAGGGCUAAGCGAGCUCCAUCUCAUUUACAGAGUAUUUGCUGCAACUUUCAUUUACAAUACCUCUUGUGUGUACUUUGUACGUUUCCAUUUGUGUAGCUUUUCAGUUUACCUGAUUCUAUGUAUUUUCUUCUGUCUCUGUUUUAGUAUUUCUUACAUUUAUUUUAUCAACAAACACUGAUUCUCAAAUCUCAUCUGGCUCUUCAAUAAUAUUUGAGUAAUUUAAUCAUUAAUGUUGAAAAAAUUAUUUUAAAUAUGCAUAUUUGUGGUUAAGCAGCUCAUGUUUUGGAAAAAAUAAGAAUUCACCCCAAAUUGCAUUUUUCUUAUAGAGUAUAAAAUAUUUUGAUCUUCUAUGCUCACUGAAAGCCUUAACACAAGAGCUGAAAUGUUCAGAAGUCAAUGUGGGACCUUUCCUCCCACUUUGUUUCCACUUGUAAUGACAGCAUGAUUUUCUAUAGUUCCCUGUUCUAGUCAGUGUGUUUUUUGUAUUUCCCUAUUCUAGUCAGUAAAUUGGUUUUUUUCCUUAAACUUUCUCCAUACAGUCGUGAGUGGAUUUUACCAUUUCUUAGCAAACACCAGUUGUCACUUUUAACUAUAUAUCAUCCCAGGGCAAAGAGAAAGGUAUUCAAACUUGUGCCAUUGUGUAAUUUUCUGGAUUACUGCAAGUUGUUUGAGAUGUCCACUCUGCUGUGCCUCAUUCCUCAUUGCAAUAUGCAUAUUUUUUUCAUGAAGGCAGAAUAGGUAUAUUAAUUUUUAUUGGAAGUGUGUAUGCAAUUACAAAAGGGGAUCUAAAUAAAUAUUAAAAUGUAGGCAUUCAGUUCUGUCCACUGUGGUGUUUAAAGUAUUAUCAUGGCCUUCACUGAAAUGCUGAAGAACAGUUUCUCUUCUAGAUUACUGUUACGUAAAUUUAAUAAAUUUGAAAAAUGUCACUUGGGUUCUCAAUUUGCUAAGGGUUAGAACUACCUUUAAGAAACUGCUGAAACUUUCAUAAAUCUAGUUGUUGCAUCUCUUUUUGUUCAGCUGCAUGGCUUUCAUGGCAUGGCUCUCUUGGUUUCCACACUGCCUUCCCCCCCUCAACCUCUUCUUCAUCUUGAAUAAAGUGAAACUGAAUUUUAUUUUA